GGGUGACAAAGUGUAUGUAGUUACAGAUAGAGGAUUGAAGGAUGGAUGGACGGACAGACAGACAGACAGAGUCAACCUUGUCAUUGCUCAGUACAGCAUGCUGCCGACCACGGCGUACUCCCCUCAGAAGCAGACCAACGGCAGCCUGAGUGCCCGCGAUGCCGCGCGCCACACGGCCGGCGCCAAGCGCUACAAGUACCUGCGGCGCCUGCUGCACUUCAGACAGAUGGACUUUGAGUUUGCCAUGUGGCAGAUGCUCUACCUGUUCACCUCACCACAGAAGGUCUACCGAAACUUCCACUACCGCAAACAGACCAAAGACCAGUGGGCUCGAGAUGACCCGGCCUUCCUGGUGCUGCUCAGCAUCUGGCUCUGUGUAUCUACAGUAGGAUUUGGCUUGGUGUUGGAUAUGGGUUUCGUGGAGACGUUAAAGCUCUUACUCUGGGUCGUCUUCAUCGACUGCAUCGGUGUCGGCCUGCUCAUCUCCACCCUCAUGUGGAUCAUCAGUAACAAAUACCUGAUAAAACAUACCAGUAGAGAAUACGAUGUGGAAUGGGGCUACGCUUUUGAUGUUCAUCUGAACGCUUUCUACCCUCUGCUGGUCAUCUUACACUUCCUGCAGCUCUUCUUCAUCAACCACCUGGUGGUGAUUAACUCUGACUGGUUCGUGGGCUAUUUCGUUGGAAACACCCUGUGGCUGAUCUCCAUCGGAUACUACGUCUACAUCACCUUCCUCGGCUACAGCGCACUUCCGUUUCUGAAGAACACAGUGGUUCUGUUGUACCCGUUUGCUGUACUCGGACUUCUCUACGUUCUCUCCAUCACGAUGGGCUGGAACUUCACCAAGGGUCUCUGCUGGUUCUACAAGUACAGAGUUCAGUGAAGAACCUGAACUGAUAUGAAGGACUUUGAGUGUGGAUUCAGUGUGGAUUCUUCUGCUCUCAGGACGCUCUCACUGUCACCUCCUAGACUAUUGUACACUCUGUAAAUAAUCUGUAGAUAGAAAUGAAUGAGAGAGGACGUGUGGGAAUGUUUCCGUCUUUUUUAUUUGAUCAGACGUGGUGAAAAUCCCAGUUUGGGAUUGGAUGCAUCAGUUCGUGUGUUUACGUUGGAUUUUGUUUGAGUGCAUUUUCUUUUCCCGGUGAGAACAAAUCCAAUAAACUGCUUUUUACA
Trichomycterus rosablanca is the source of this 1173-nucleotide messenger RNA. RefSeq names its product unc-50 homolog (C. elegans) (gene unc50). NCBI's taxonomy places the organism in Eukaryota, Metazoa, Chordata, Actinopteri, Siluriformes, Trichomycteridae. Bases 98 to 883 code for a protein of 261 amino acids. The record is from RefSeq and is a predicted model, not a curated record. Gene Ontology annotation, cellular component: Golgi membrane. The transcript has 6 exons.